Messenger RNA from Amoebophrya sp. A120, 894 nucleotides. Lineage: Eukaryota; Dinophyceae; Syndiniales; Amoebophryaceae. The record is from the annotation of a GenBank genome assembly.
AUGCACACACGCAGAUCAACUUCCUUUAGCGUAGGAUAUGGCUGGAGCGUCGAGAUCUUGACACGAAAGGAUGGUGUCCUGGAAGUGUUUUUCCCUCGUUCUUGCGGGUGCGUGCUAUCCAGCCAUGGCACUGCGGCAGGCACCUCCGACAAUCGUGCAAAACGCGGGUACGCUUCCGGUGGAAGCGGAAUCUUUCUCGGGCAGCGUUCCUUUCUCUGCGUCGGGGAGCGGUACUUUAGUGCUCCGUUUGUAAAGACGAGGACCAGGAACAUGAUCACUUGAAGAUUGAACAAACGGGCAGUGUAAUGAAUUUGAAUUUCCAAAAAACAGAAUUUGUUGUGUCUGCAUUGAAAUUUUUUUGAUCCACUAGUCACUCACUGCACAACACCGCAGGAUCUGCUCCGCGAAUCGUCGAUGUCGAAGCAGAACUAAUCAAGCAGAAGAGCGAAACGGCAAGUGCCAAGGCCACCGCGGAGCGCGCGGAGAAGGCCUCGUCGGACACGCUGAAAAAAUUGGACCAGUUGCGGAGCACGCUGCGAAACGCGGCGGUCUCUCACACCGAGGCACUGCGGAAGGUCCAGAUUCCGCCGCCGCGCCUCGCGGGUUUCAGCGGGCGCUAGGGCAAGGCAAGGUUUUGUCGUGGUCACGAUGAAGAUGAUGAAUCGGUGGAUUCACGACUUGUUUUUUCCGUCCACAAGAACGAUUGAGAUUGUUCCGUAACUACAAGCAUGGCGUAUGAGCGCACGAGCAGAUGACAGAAGAGAACAAACACAAUGGUGAAAAAUGUGUAGACUGCAACAGCACCACAUCACUGAGGCGGUGUUUCCAUUUUCAACGCAACACUUCCAUGCAAGAACUUCAGUGUGCUCCUACUUUUGCUUUUCUCGAUCCUGG